AUGCUUCUUCUUAUCACCCUUGUUCUUUUUGCUUUACGUUUCACCCCUACAGCCAUGGCGAAGACAGCAAAUCCAGGAUGCCGAACACAGUGCGGGAACUUGACAAUUGAAUACCCUUUCGGCAUAGACAAAGGGUGCUCCAUAGACGAAUCAUUUGACCUGACCUGCAACUUGACUUCUAACCCCCCAAAGCUUUUCAUCGGAUCAGGGAACAUUGAAAUAUACAGUAUGUCAGGACACGAGAUGAAAAUUUCCAAUUCGAUUGCUUUCAGAUGCUACAACGAAUCUGGAAGAGCAACUUAUGAACUUAUUGCAUGGACUAACUUGGAGACCACACCUUUCACUUUUUCACAGAAGAACAAGUUCACUGUCAUUGGGUGCGAUGAUUCUGCUUUAAUCACAGGGAGGAAUGGACUCGAUUUCACUAGUGGGUGUUUAGGGUUAUGUAGCAAAGCAGGUGAUGUACCUGUUGGGUACUGUUCAGGAAAUGGGUGUUGUCAGACAUCAAUACCAAAAGGUCUCAAAUUUUACAAUGUUUCACUGGGCUCAUUCUAUAAUCAUGCAAGAGUGUUUUCAUUCAAUCCUUGUGGUUUUGCAUUUCUUGGUGAGGAAGAGAGCUUUACGUUUGGUGGUGUACCUGAUUUGUCUAAUAUGGAUCUUGAUAUUAAGAUAGAUAACAAUCUUCCCAUAGUUGUUGAUUGGGUGAUUGGAGACAACAGGAAUUGCACACAAGCUACAGAAUGUAAGGGAAAUAGCUUCUGCGAAGAUGAAGACACUGGUGGGUAUCGCUGCAUCUGUAACAAUGGCUACCAGGGAAAUCCUUAUCUUGAUCCAGGCUGCGAAGACAUCAAUGAGUGUGAGGAUAAAAGCAACAUCAGCUGUUAUGGCAUUUGUAUCAAUACUCCAGGGAGCUACAACUGUACUUGUUUGAAAGGAUACACUGGUGAUGGAAAAAUAAAAGAUGAUUGUCGACCUGAUGCUAAAGAUUCAAAGUUUCCAGCUGUCAUAUUCUCUGUAGCUCUAGUGUUUGGCUUGCUAGCUAUAUUAUCUGGGAUAACUGGGAUUUUCCUUGGCAUAAGGAAAAGGAAACUCAUAAAGCUACGAGAAAAGUUUUUUGAGCAAAAUGGGGGUGUGUUUAUGAAACAAAAGCUCAAGGCAACAGGGACUAGUGAAGCCGUGACUAUGUUCACCACUGAACAGCUCCGAAGAGCAACUAACAACUAUUCAGAGGAGCGAAUUGUUGGCCGAGGUGGUUAUGGUGUAGUAUAUAAAGGAUUCUUACCAGAUAAUCGUGUUGUUGCAAUAAAGAAGUCGAAAAUAGUGGAUGGGAGUCAAUCAGAGCAAUUCAUUAAUGAGGUCUUGAUCCUUACACAAGUCAUCCAUCGAAACGUUGUUAAGUUGUUAGGCUGUUGUUUGGAAGAGGAGGUACCAGUACUAGUUUAUGAGUUCAUAUCCAAUAACACGCUUUUCUAUCACAUUCAUCAUAAAUCAGGUGGAAUGAGUUGGUUAUCAUGGGAGAAUCGAUUGAGAGUUGCUUCUGAAGCUGCAUCUGCACUUGCAUACCUUCAUUCACAAGCUACAAUGCCUAUCAUACAUAGAGAUGUCAAGUCUGCCAAUAUACUAUUAGAUGAAAACUACACCACAAAAAUAUCAGAUUUUGGUGCUUCAAGAUUGGUCCCUUUAGAUCACGAUCAAGUCACUACUCUUGUUCAGGGCACACUUGGGUACUUGGAUCCUGAAUACUUCCAUACAAGCCAAUUAACCGACAAGAGUGACGUUUAUAGCUUUGGUAUGGUCCUUGCGGAACUAAUUACUGGGAAAAAACCCCUUUGUGUAAGUAGAAUCAAUGAGGAGAAGAAUUUAGCAACCUACUUUAUCAAGUCCAUGAAAGAAAACCGUUUCUUUCAGAUUGUUGAGCCACGAGUAUUAAGUGAAGGGACUCUUGACCAGUUACAAGCAGUAGCUGAGCUCAUAAAGAGAUGCCUCGACUUACUAGGAGAAAAUAGACCUACUAUGAGAGAGGUGGCAAUGGAGCUAGAGGGCCUGAGGAAGUUUACUACUCAUCCAUGGGUUAAACAACAAACACCCGAAGAAUCAAGAAGCUUAAUCAUAGAAGGGGAGCAAUCUGAUCUUUAUGAUGUCCCGUUAAUUCCAUAUAGUACUAACGAAUGGGAAUCUUACUCGGGUCACCCCAAAGUUGAAGUCGAAUAUGGGGGAACUCCUCCUUUUGAAGUGUUUUCUCUCAAGUGA
Lactuca saligna is the source of this 2250-nucleotide messenger RNA. The record is from the annotation of a GenBank genome assembly. NCBI's taxonomy places the organism in Eukaryota, Viridiplantae, Streptophyta, Magnoliopsida, Asterales, Asteraceae.